CCACGGCGCGCGAGGAUGCCCCACUCUCGAGGCGCCUUGGCUCGAGCUGCGGUCGUCAUGCUGGACUCGCUCAUGUUCCUCCUGGAGAAGCUCAUACUGCUCGCGCACGUCACUAUCUCCAGCCUGCUCUCCCCGCGCGGGACGGAUAACGGGGACAAGCCGCACUCCAAGCACUUUGAGCGGGCUGGGAUCCCGGCGGGCACCGGGGUGCCCCAGUACACCCACAUCCACCACGACCAAUUCAAGCCGGGCGAUCUGCUGGAGGUCCCCCGAACUCUGUUCACCCACUUUGGCAUCUAUCUCGGAGACGAACGCGUCGCGCACCUCAUCCCGGACAUCCUCCCGGUGCUGAAGAGCGAUGACCGCCAGAUCCGCGAGAUGGUGACCAACACGCGCCUGUUGCUAGGUGUGCUGUCCAAAAACGCGAGCGUGCGCGUGGACAACGUGGAGGACUUCGCGUAUGGCGCCGCGAUGCUGGUGAACGCGAUGGACCGCGUCGCGCCUCGUCCUGCGCUCGACAACGCGGAGGUGGCGCGGCGCGCGGAGAAGCUGGUGGGUGCCGUGACGUACAGUCUGCUCUGGAACAACUGCGAACAUUUUGUGACGUACUGCCGCUACGGCGCCGCCACCAGCAGCCAGACCGAGCAGUUCUGUGAGUGGUGCAAGUCUCUGAUCCGAGACCAGCGGUGUCUGCUUCUCUCCGUGCUCCUGGGAAUGGCGUCCAUGGUGUGUUUGGGCGUUUCCCUGGGUACCGCCCUGCCAUCCCUUCUCGUCCCCUUCACCCUGUGGAUGGUCAGUUAGGCCCGGUGACCGACGGUUACGAGGAAAUUAGACUUGUGUGGUACAAAGAUCGUCGCGUACGAAUGCUGACCUGACUUUUCUGGACGGGGUCAUCAUCGGUAGGAGGGGAGGGAGGUGGAGAUGGGGGGGGGGGGGUGUAAGGAACAAAUUACAUCAUCCCGAUUCUUGUUUUCCAACUUCACAAACGUACGUCUCUCGUAUGUGUCCUCUGUUUGACUCUCCCAAAAAAAAACUCCAAAACACCCUUGUGCGAUUGGCUGAUUCCCAGGAAGUUGGAGUGGCCUCGGCCCAAGAGCAAGAGCCACGACUCCCGCGCCAGGACAGAGGGAGGGAAACACUCUCCUCCGUCUCCCUUUACAGUCCACCUUCUAACUGCGGAGCAGUCCAUGAAAUCUCUACGAGCCUCUAAUGUCGACUUCACUCGCACAUCUGAUGUGGUAUGAAGAAAAGUGACAUCAUUUCCAUUCCUCUGUGUACAUUGUUAAUCCAUAAAUGAUUUGCCUUGUCGGUCUUCGAACCUACUCACGAUCAAAUGCAUGUAGAUAGCAUGUAUAUCAUUUUUAAUAAAUGCUAACUGCGGCCCUCUGCCCAGGGACACGUAUGGCUCCCGCACCAGAGGUUGGUUAGCCUUCCUCUAGAGGAGCGCUCUGCAUCAACUCGUUCAGAUCGGAACUUCUUCGAGACAUAAAUUUCACAAAGUGCUGUUUCUCCGGGAUGGGACAUUGUGUGAAAGCUUUGUAUUGUGUGUAAAUAGUGUUUCUGUGUUGUAUACUGUUUACAUGCAGUCCAUAUAUCAGACGAUAUCCGACGCAGGGAUGUACGAAAUGCUUUUGUAAAUAUUUGUAACCACUCUUUGACUUUGAUUGUUUUCUAACAGUCAAAUUGAAGUUUGUAGAUUUUUUAUAUAUUUUUUGAUAUCCUAACACUUUAUACUGUAUUUUCAUCAAAGAAAAUAAUAAAAUGUUUUGAACAGAU
Molecule: messenger RNA, 1776 nt
Organism: Gadus morhua (Atlantic cod)
Lineage: Eukaryota; Metazoa; Chordata; Actinopteri; Gadiformes; Gadidae
Product: lecithin retinol acyltransferase
Exons: 2
Coding region: 16-801 (261 amino acids)
Biological process (GO): vitamin A metabolic process; retinol metabolic process
Cellular component (GO): rough endoplasmic reticulum
Molecular function (GO): phosphatidylcholine-retinol O-acyltransferase activity
Source: RefSeq, a predicted model, not a curated record